GAAAAAGGAUACAUUUGUUCUCAAUUCUUCUUCUCCCUUUUUUCUUAAAGCCAAGCGAGCAAAUCAAGCUGUGUUCAAUGCGCAACCAUGCUCAUCAUCUCAUCUCGCAGUGCGCUGCUGUCCGUCUACUACCCACAGAUCUUCCUCAUCCUCACCAGCGGUAGCUACCUGGCGUUGUCUUCUGUGGUAGCUCUGGGUGCCAACAUCAUCUGCAACAAGAUACCUGGACUGGCCCCACGUCAGAGAGCCCUCUGUCAGAGUCGCCCCGAUGCCAUCAUCGUCAUUGGUGAAGGUGCCCAGCUGGGCAUCAACGAGUGUCAGUACCAGUUCCGCUACGGCCGGUGGAACUGCUCAGCCCUGGGAGAGAGGACCGUGUUUGGACAAGAGCUGAGAGUAGGCAGCAGGGAAGCAGCAUUCACUUAUGCCAUCACGGCCGCUGGAGUUGCACACGCAGUAACCGCAGCGUGUAGCCAAGGCAAUCUGAGCCAGUGUGGUUGUGACCAGGACAAGCAGGGCUACCAUGACCAGGAGGAGGGCUGGAAAUGGGGAGGCUGCUCGGCUGAUGUCAAAUACGGCGUGGAGUUUUCGCGGCGUUUCAUGGACGCCCGCGAGAUCAAGAAAAACGCCCGGAGGCUGAUGAACCUGCACAACAAUGAGGCAGGGCGAAAGAUCCUGGAGGAGAGAAUGAAGCUAGAGUGCAAGUGUCAUGGUGUAUCUGGUUCCUGUACUACUAAGACCUGUUGGAUCACCCUGCCAAAUUUCAGAGAGAUCGGUAACCUGCUGAAGGAACGCUACAGCGAUGCAGUUCAAGUAGAGCCAGUUCGAGCCACGCGGCUUCGCCAACCCUCUUUCCUGCGUCUCAAACAGGCUCGAGGCUACCAAAAGCCCACAGACACAGACCUGGUGUACCUGGAGCGCUCUCCCAACUAUUGCGAAGAGGACAGGGCCACAGGAAGCACAGGGACAAGAGGAAGACUGUGCAACGGCACCUCGAGCCUCGCAGACGGCUGUAACGUGAUGUGUUGUGGUCGGGGUCACAACACACACCACUACACGCGAGUCUGGCAGUGCAACUGCAAGUUCCACUGGUGCUGUUUCGUCAAGUGCAACACAUGCAGUGAGAAAUCAGAGGUUUUUACUUGCAAGUGAGGAAACAAUGAGGCAGGGUACCGAGAAAGGAAGGGAAAAGGGACAAGGGUACGAAGGGAAGGGAAUAUGAGAAGCUGGAAUUUGAAGUGAAGAAUUUUGGAGGUAUUUAUUACAUUUUGCACAUUCUGACAUCCCAUCUGGAAUGGAAAA
This is a messenger RNA of Pelmatolapia mariae (spotted tilapia), 1299 nucleotides long. RefSeq names its product wingless-type MMTV integration site family, member 7Ba (gene wnt7ba). Gene Ontology annotation, biological process: canonical Wnt signaling pathway; cell fate commitment; neuron differentiation. Gene Ontology annotation, molecular function: frizzled binding; cytokine activity. The transcript is spliced from 4 exons. Gene Ontology annotation, cellular component: extracellular region. The record is from RefSeq and is a predicted model, not a curated record. NCBI's taxonomy places the organism in Eukaryota, Metazoa, Chordata, Actinopteri, Cichliformes, Cichlidae. Bases 88 to 1149 code for a protein of 353 amino acids.